Lepisosteus oculatus (spotted gar) is the source of this 3361-nucleotide messenger RNA. RefSeq names its product testis expressed 11 (gene tex11). Gene Ontology annotation, biological process: meiotic cell cycle. Gene Ontology annotation, molecular function: protein binding. Lineage: Eukaryota; Metazoa; Chordata; Actinopteri; Semionotiformes; Lepisosteidae. The record is from RefSeq and is a predicted model, not a curated record.
ACAGGCUCGAGGCCCAGCUCGCGAGCUCGCGGCCGUGGUCGAGACGCCGAAAAUAUCAACACAUUAAAACUGCGCGUCUUUUUUUUAGAGGGGUUUUAAUUAGUACAUUUCAGCCAAGCAAACCUUUUGAAAAGCUUUACAGCUGCGCCUUUUCUUAUAAACUCAUCAUAUUUCUUUUAGCUGUCACCGACAUGGACGACUUCAUCUCGAAGGUUAAAGACCUCACCGAGGAGCUGGUGCAGAAGCAGACGCCUGGCAGCGCGGAGCGGCUCAUCGACAGGCUGUUCGGCGAAGCGGCUCGUCUGGACGGCGAGCUGGCGGGGGAGGUGCCCCAGCCGCAGGCUGAAGAACAUGCCAUUAAGCUGUGGAACUGGGCUGUUACGAAACAUGUGGGCUCUGCAAUCACUGAGGAGCAAAGAGCAAAAGUACGUCAUGUGGCUUGCAGACUGGCCUACGCGUAUGAAACUAAAGACUUGUCAGAGGGAGCGAUUCGCAGACAAAUCCUGAUGGCCAUUAAAACUGGUAGAACAUGGCUGGACAGCAGAAAGCCCACCCUUGCUGACACAUUCUUCAGUCUGGCUGUCAAAAGUCUGGAGGUUCUGUACAGCAGACUGACAGCCCGGGGUGACGCAAAGUCUGAUCUAAACAUUCCUAAAACAGAUGUGGAGAAGGACCUUUUCCGGGUGCUCUCCUAUCAAGCUGAAUCUGCUGUUGCACAGGGCAGCAACCAGGAGGCAGUCUCCUGUAUGCAGCGUUGCAGGGACAUGCUGCACAGACUACCAAAGGAGAGUGGGUAUCUCUCCCUAAUGUGCUAUAAUUUUGGUGUAGACACCUACAAGCUAAAAAAGUUUGAAGAAAGUUCUUUUUGGCUCAGCCAGAGUUACGACAUAGGAAAGAUGGAUAGAAAAUAUUCCCCAGGGCCUGCAGUCCAGGCCAAAGUUUUGAGGCUCCUGGCUACUGUUUACUUCGAAUGGGAUUGUCAGCUGUACCAAGAAAAAGCUCUCAAUGCAGUGACAUUAGCAAACAAGGAGAAUGUGCAUCCUGCUGGCCUUUAUCUGCAAGUCCGGAUUUUACUGAAGAGUGGCGCCCCUGAUGAGCACCUGAAAGUGGCAGUGACAGAGCUGAUCGAUGCUGAUGUUCCUCUUGAGGUGUGUCUGAAUACGGCAAAACUGUUAAUGGCUGAAGACAGAGAGGCACUGGGUUUUGAUUUCCUGAAGAGGGUAUGUAAGCACCAUGAGGCUUCUCCUGAGGUGGGCAGUGCCCUGGUUUUGCACAUUGAGCUCUUGCUGCAGCGAGGGAAGGAGCUACUGGGGAAGCAGAAGAUAGAGGAUGUGAUCACAGGCCAUUACACUGGAAGACAGCUGUCCCCCCCUACACUUGAUCAUUUUCAGCUCCUGCUAUGGGACAGGGCGUCCAAAAACUUUGAGUCAAGGAACUAUUCUGAGGCUUUGCAGUGGUAUAACUACUCACUGAGUUUCUACUCUGCGGGUCAAAUGGAUUCAAACCUGGCCAAACUGCAGAGGAACCGGGCCUCCUGCUUUCUGCAUCUCCAGCAGCUGGACAAGGCUAAGGAAGCACUAAAAGAAGCAGAGAGGUGUGAACCAGACAGUAUUUUCACACAGUUCAGUGUGUACAAGAUUGCAGUUUUAGAGAGCAAUACAGACAAAGCAAUAGAAGCUGUUAACGCAAUGGGGAAACAGGCUGAAAAUCCGGUUCGGAAUGAAGACGGACUUCUGGUAGCUGAGAAUGCUGCUUCCAACCUGCUUUGCCUGGCAGCACAGAUGGCUCUUGAGAAGGAACAACAAGAUGUAGCUAUGAAAGCCCUUGAAUGUCUGUGUGAGCACCCACGAGACAGUGGACAGAACUUCACGGCUCUCAGGUGUUUAGUUCGUCUGGUGCUUUCUAAAAUGGGAACAACAAGUGAGGGGAAAAGGGAUACUAAUUUGGAUAGAUUGCAGUCUUAUCUGAAGAUGGCGCUGCAGAAAGUGUCUCAGGCCAACCCUGGCUCAAAUCUGAGCUCAGAGAAAACAAGGGAAGCGGCAAACUGGUUCAGAAAAAUAGCUUGGAACGCAGCAUUGCAGUGUGAAAACUAUCCAGACAGGAUGAGGGAUUUCUUUGUGCUUUCAUAUCGGCUUUCCCAGUUCUGCCCUGCAGAUAAAGCUAUUCUCAUCGGACAGAAGACCUGCCUCCUCAUGGCAGCUGCAGCUUGCUUGGAACUAGGAAGAACACCGGAGUCCUCAGAACAGGCAGAGAAGCUAACCCAGGCACUUGAGCACAUAGACAUCUGCUGGGAGGUCUGGAAAACACUGAAAGCUUCAGGGGACUUCUCCAAGGAUCCCACUGACACCCUGCUGCUCCUGUAUGAAUUUGAAGCUCGAGCCAAACUCAGUGACCCCAAUGUGGAGACUGUGUUGGAGUCUGUGCUGCAGCUGCCUCAGAUUGAAGCAAAAACACUAGAAAUCAUUGCAUCCUUAGCAAUGGAGCCUCCUGCUCACUUUCCCUCCCUGUGUAAAAAGGCCUUGAGGAUUGCUCUGUCUCUGCACAAGAAGAGCCCCAGCUUGGAUGUGUCACGCUGCAGCCAGUGUCUCCACAGCCUGAUCCAGCUGUCUCUUCCUACCGGGCUGCUGGAAGUGGAACCGCGGCUGCUGGAGGAGGUGUGGGGGUACUACGAGGAGGCACUCUUCAUCAUCGGCGUUGCUCAGGGGGAAUUUCCUGAAGUGGAGAUCUUGUGGCUUUUGACCAGAGCCUGGAACACGGGGAUUCUGCUGUACAGUCUAGGCCAGUUCCCAGAGGCAGAGAAGUGGUGUGGCCUGGGCAUGAGCUUCCUUCGACACCUGGGCUCCCUGCAGGAAAGCUACCAGACACAGAUGUCGGGUCUUUAUGCAGAAGUGCUGGACAGGCUGGAUAGAGUGAAGAGAAAUGUUAUUGAUGAUGAAUGAGAAAGCAUUUACAUCACAGAAGAAUGUGUCGCCGGUGAUGGUGGUCAGUGCGUCCUUCAGGCGGGUGGAUCUGCUGUUCAGCUGCUCUCCUGUUGUUCCAUCACGCUGGGGGUCUGUCCGCUUUGGGAUUUUCCAGAAUAGCUGUAGGCACCACCCUAGUUUUAAGUUUCCAUGUUAAAACAAGAUGCGUUUGAAUGUGUUAAAUAUAUAAGAAUACUUUAAAUAUCAGAAAAGGAGUGCUUUAAAACAUUGGUGUAAAUCCUCAUAGCUAUUCAAUUUCAAGGUGUUUGUGCUAGUCUCACCACCUCGAAAACAUCUGCUAAUCUUAAAGGAUAAAAUUUUGUAAAAUGCUUGUCUGUUCUACAACGGUGUUGAUAGAGAAAGCCGUGCCUUAUACUGUUAAUAAAACAGGUUUAUCAUUA